Messenger RNA from Auxenochlorella protothecoides, 540 nucleotides. RefSeq lists its product as hypothetical. The coding region runs from base 1 to 540 and encodes 179 amino acids. Lineage: Eukaryota; Viridiplantae; Chlorophyta; Trebouxiophyceae; Chlorellales; Chlorellaceae. The record is from RefSeq and is a predicted model, not a curated record. Gene Ontology annotation, biological process: phosphatidylcholine biosynthetic process. The transcript is spliced from 3 exons. Gene Ontology annotation, molecular function: S-adenosylmethionine-dependent methyltransferase activity.
AUGUCGUCGAUCAGCAACGCGACGCCCGAGGACUGGUAUGUGAUCACCACCCUAGCCCUUCCCCACCUCCUAUAUGCCUACAUCUGGUUCAACAGCUCGACAUGGCUAAAAACGUUCGGAAAGAAGUCUGUUCAAAGAUUUGAAACAGCAGCUUGGCUCCUCAAGGUGCUGCAAUUCUCCUCGGUGAUCUACUGGUACAGCGUCAAAAAGCCUGAGGGAGUCAUCCUGGGGAGCAUUUCCCCCUUUGCGGCUGGCAUCUCCCUGGUCUUGCUGGCUGCCGGCCAGGCGCUGAACAUCGGCAUCUACCGCGCAAUCGGGCACGCCGGGGUGUAUUAUGGCUUCAAGCUGGGCCACAAGGUGCCCUGGGUGGAGGGCUUCCCCUUCAACGUCGUGUCCCACCCCCAGUACGUGGGCAGUGUGCUGAGCGUGUGGGCGGCUGCGAUCCUGGUGUGGGCCCAGGGGCCAGCAGGCCUGGGCUUGCUUGUGGCCUACUGGACCGGUCUGUAUGUCAUCACCGCCAUCCAGGAGUCCUGCUUCUGA